Molecule: messenger RNA, 5244 nt
Organism: Archocentrus centrarchus (flier cichlid)
Lineage: Eukaryota; Metazoa; Chordata; Actinopteri; Cichliformes; Cichlidae
Gene: mdfi
Product: MyoD family inhibitor
Exons: 5
Coding region: 503-1396 (297 amino acids)
Source: RefSeq, a predicted model, not a curated record
CUGAGGCAAGUAGGAUAUAGAAGGAGUCAGGAGGCGAUGCGGGUUGCACAGAGCGGAUACUCAAUUUAAGAUUGUAAAUAAGUUUGGUAAGGUGGUGCAUUUGGACUCUGGUCGCAGAAACGCAACAGAAAGUGAGCAAACCUGCAGCGCAGACAAAGAGAUUUCAGCGCGCAGCCUGCGGAGUUAAACCUCCCAACAUCUGGUUUGCUGCUGCAGGACGGGGCGAGCAGGAGUGAGAAAGUUUGGAGGCGGAGAGAGAACUAUCUCCGCUGGAGAAAAUGCUCUGAAUUUGAAGCUUAGGUUACCUGAAUCAGCCGAAGAGAGAGUUGGUGGUCGUGUAAAGUGACAAGAGUUUGGGGGAAAUUGGAUCGUGAAGGUCUCAGAGGGCUAGAAGUCCACCUGGAGUGAUCAGAAAAUGAAUUAGUCAAAGGCCCGGUUGCAAAGAGUUCCAGGCAGAGAGAAGGCUCAGUCAUUUCCUCCCUAAAAAGCCAGGCCCACGCCCAUGGAUGAGGAGAGGAGUGCCGCUGCCAUUUCACCUGAUGAUGGAGACCCCGGUUUACCAACUCCACAACCAAGUUCACAACCAACCUCAAACGCAGAGAGAGAAAACAGCUGCCCGAGCCCACAGCCCUGCCCCGGGGAAGAUGUGGCCCACACCUACACUGAGCCCCUCAUAUUGAGGUUGAAUGGCACCCCGGAACGGUUGCUUGGCAAUGAUGGCGACAAUUGCAGUUCCAGCAGCGGCCACUCGGAUUUGACGCUGAAGGCGCCCUACAAGAGUAUCACAUCUCAACCGGCAGCCAGAUCGACGCCCAUCCACCACACCCAGCCAUGUCGGUCACAGCCCGGCAGCCAGAUACGCAGCGAAGCCAAGAACCACGCACACACACGCUCCCCUCACACACACUGUCCAAAUCACACGCACACACCUCAUACACAUGUACUCCAGUCCAACGGGGUCAGGAAUCCUAAGCUGGGCUCCCUACCGAGAGGCGGCUCAUCCACCUCCUCAUCUUCUUCGGCAGGACCCAAACACACCAAGAAAUUGCAGUCCAACCCUUCCAUCAACUCACAGAGCAGCAAGAGAAGCAAGAGUAGCUCCAAGAGCAACAGUUCCCAGAUUCCCACAGAGGCACAGGACGACUGCUGUGUUCACUGUAUUCUGGCGUGCCUCUUCUGCGAGUUCCUAACUCUGUGCAACAUCAUGCUGGACUGUGCCACCUGCGGCGCCUGUGUGGGGGAGGACACGUGUUUCUGCUGCUGCUGUGUGUCCGAGGAAUGUGGCGACUGUGACCUGCCGUGUGAUAUGGACUGUGGCAUCAUCGACGCCUGCUGUGAGUCUGCAGAUUGCCUGGAGAUCUGCAUGGAGUGCUGCAGCCUUUGCUUCUCCUCCUGAGGCCCUUACCCACCGCGACGCGUCACGCUAUGCAUUUUAACCAAGCCUGGGAGCAAGUACAACCAGCAUCUUAUCAGAUAUAAGAAGUGCUACACCCAGUCGCUGUUGCCUGGACAUCGUGGUUCAUACUAUAUUGGCUGCUUUAGUAGGCGCCACAAAAUGUCCAAUGUUUCCUACCGGCGAAAGAUGUGACCUAAUGCGGAAAGUGGUCACUGGUGAAUUCUUCCUUCCUUUACUGAUCACGCAGUGACACAGUAAACUUGACUUCUUUGUCUUUGCUGUUGGCUCAGUGCUACACAGUUGGGUGUAUGGUGUGUGGUGAAUUCUAGUUGUGGUCUAUGAGUGUCUGCCAGGCUGUGCAGAACAGGCCUCUGGACUCUCAUGGAGCAAGCCAUUAUUACAAUGGAGCCCCUUGUGCCGUCUGAAUGACCGGAGUUCUCCAAGCAUGAAAAAUGACCUCUAAAGGCAAAUGAGAAAAUGGCUCAAUUUAACCGGAUUUUAGUGUUUCUGUAGAUAAGAGCAGCAGCAUAAUGGGAAAAUGGAUGCUCAGAUCUCAGUAGAAAUGCACUCUGUCCUUCUGUCCUUGCCAAGGUUAAAGUCUGCUAGUUUGAUUGCGUACAGUGGCCUUUGUGAAACACACACACAGUCCAAAUGGGAGAUGUUGAAUCCACCCCUGUCUUUGUCCUUGUUGUGAUGUACAAAAUAGAGAAAACAUAAAUGGUGGCUUGUGGCAAUAUUAGUGACUUUUUUUUUUUUUGUUAAUAUGCAUCUUUCUCUGACUGACCUAUUGAGAAAAGAGAUCAUCACGAGACUGUUGUGCUUCAGCCUGGAAAUGAGUCCUAUUAAAUGAGUACUGUAUGCAGUGGACAUCACAGAGCGAAUGGUUGACAGCAUUUGCAGGAGAGUCAUUUUUUUUAAUAUGUGAAAACUCAUUUAAUUUUUUUGCAUCUUGUUUACUUUUACAUUUUAUUUUAGGGGCUUUGACUGUAUUCAUUGAAUUCUUGCUCAUCCGGUAAAGGACUGGAAGGCAUCACCUGCUUUUUAAUACAUUUCAUUUCUCUGUCAUUCAUGCUAUGUGAACAAAUGGCCUUGGCUCAGCUUAAGGCCUGAAUUUUCAAGCAGUUUCUUUGGCUUUACCAAAUCUCCAUUAAUCCUUGUUUUGUAGAUUUUAGUUAAGAUAUUUGCAUCUCUCCUCUAAUGUGAAAAUCACAUUUCUGUGUUAUCGGGUUUUGCUGGGCUCUCUGUAAGGCAGACAUUGCUCAACAUCUAAUUUAAUUCCUUGAGUGAAAAUCUCAUGACAUUAUGCUAAGUUAGAUCCAUGUGCUCGUAGUAUGAAUGGUACACUUUUGAUAACAGGCCUACACUCUCGUACGCUCCGGCGCAUACCUUCUUCAACUCAAUACCUCUUGAGAUGUCAUCUAGAUCUGUUGUGCAUUUUAAAAUUACUUGAUACAAAUCUGUCUUCUCUCUGAUGAAAUACUGUUAGAGAAACCUUUUUUUUUUUUUAAAUACUUCACUCUUACUGGAACUUAGUUUCUUGACCUAUAAUUACUUGUAAUGUGGUGGGCUAAUGUGGCUGUGUUUGCUUAAACCCUUAAAUUUUAAGGGUUGCAAUCUCACACUGAUGAUGAAACCAUGUUACAGUUUAAAUCAACUUCAUGACAGCAAAGUAGAAAUUACAAGCUGCAUUUUUGCAAUUAGCAUUUUUCACUCAGUGCAAGCCAGUCAGCUAAUACGACACAAGAAGAUAUGAUUUGCCACGUCUGUUAUUAUUAAUAGAUGCACCGAUAAACUGGAUGAAAAACUGGUAUAGGUAAAUAUUGGCUUUGUUGACUGAUUUUGGCAUCUGGUUGAAAUUUCAGUUAUAGUGUGAAGAAGAGCUACAACUCUUUAAAGCAGUAUAGUUAUUUUUAUGAUGAAGAUUUCAAUGGUUUCACUGCAGAAACUGGAGCAAAUAUAACAACUAAAAUUUUAAAAAGUCUUUAGUAGCAUCAGCUAUCAGUCAUUUUCAUCGGUGCAUCCCUAUUUAAUACCAGACUGGCUUUAAUUUGAACUAAAACAAAGUCCUGGAGAGCCCUGCAAGUUUUAAAGUACAUAGAAGUUAUGAAGGGAGAACCUAUAUAAAGUGAAAGUAUAUACAGAAGUGAUAACAAUAUUAUUUCUUUUUAUUUACAAAAUAUUCCAAGUGGAUAUUCAUAUAAUGGUGCUUCAUCUAGGGAUCUACUUCUGUGUCACCAGACCAAACGUGUCAGAAAAAGAAUACAGAUACAGAUAAAUAUCUCUGGUGUGUGCAAGGUUAACUCACACACGUGUCUUUAACAACACUGGUUCGUUAACAAUGGAGAAUAAAUAAUAAAAACAGUUUUGUACCACUGGAUUACAUUUCAUUUUUAUGCUUGCAUAGCUAUAGAGCCAACAAACUAUAUUAGCAUGACAAGUCUCUACUGUUGAAAGUGAAAAGCUAUCCUACCUAAAGCCUGACCGAUACAAUUUAAAAAUCAGAUAUUCCAAAAUAUCAGACAAUAUUUUUUUUUUCUUUCAGGUACACGAAACAAGAACAGAUUUCCUUAACAUUUGUUAUGUGUAGUUAUUUAUUUGCUCGUUUACCCUCUGCCGGACUCUGCUCGGAUCAGCUGGUUGUGGUUUGUGGCUUUCCAAGCACGUUGCCAUCACAGAAUUGCAGAGUGCCCUCUGAUGGACAAACUAUGCAUCCUCUUCUUUAAUUUUUUCAUUUUCAUUUAUCGACUGUUAUAAAUACAGAUACCGAUAAGCAGCAAAGGGCUAGUAACCCACCGGUCGGGCUCUAAUUCUACCUGUUAGUUUACCUUUCUAACAUUGGAGCUACUUGGCAUGUAAAAAAUAUGAAUACAGAGUUUAAUGUUCCCUACCAGCUAAUUUUACACUUUAAACAAAACAUUCACUAACACAAUCCAUGUGCUGUUUCUAAUCAUUUAUGGUUUGUCAUAACCACAAACUAUAGCUCAAGUUUCAAGGCUCUUAGCACUCUGCUGCAGCUCCUCACAGGGCUCAGACUCCAGACUAAAACAGGCUAUCUUUUAGGCCUUUAAAACCAGGAUAAAUCCAGUGUGGAAAACUCAUUGAACUUGUUCAUUGUAUUUAACUGGUUUUAUUUUGCUAGCACAGCUCACUGAAAAAGUGACUUUAAAAAAAAAAGAAAACACCUGUAAUAAAGGCUUUGUUACUCAGUUAACAUUUCAGACCAUCUUGUGAGUUUCACGUUUUUUCAGAAGUAGCUUGACCUAAGGUUUUCAGGAGGUAAAACAAUAUUCUGAAGUGCAAAUCACAGGAAGAGGGUGCACUUUGUACUGAAAAGCGCUUCCCAAUUUAGAGAAAAUGGAUACAGUCUGGAGGUACUGAAAACGCUGUUUACUUGGUCUGGUGAUGGACAGCACUCUGGGUCUGGACGUUCAAAGUUCCUAGAUGAACGCCAGUCUUGCACUUAGAUCAGUCUCUAGAAUUUAGAGAUGAUUUUGAGAUGUGGAUCUGAUGCGUUUAUGCCAAACAGUUCAUCAUCUCAUUCCGAAUCUUUCCCUUGUACUCACAGAAGGGUAAUACUGGAAGAAGACACGUUUACUUUCAGUGAUUUUCAUACUCAGUACUAUUGGUGUUUUUAUUAGACUUGCCUUGACCAAAGAAAUGUCUGUUAGCUUUUAUGGAUUUGUUAUCUUAUUAUGGUAAUGGAAUGAAACUGAACUGCAAUAUUGAAUUUAAGAGCUGGCCAUCUCUGUUAAUAAUAUGAACAUUAUCCUUGCCCAGCUUAAAUGUUAGUAGACUAUAGUCCACUAUAAUGUCAUUUUGUUUACACUUCUCCCAUGUAAUGUCAGUCU